Molecule: messenger RNA, 480 nt
Organism: Xylaria bambusicola
Lineage: Eukaryota; Fungi; Ascomycota; Sordariomycetes; Xylariales; Xylariaceae
Exons: 1
Coding region: 131-427 (98 amino acids)
Source: RefSeq, a predicted model, not a curated record
AAAUGAAAUGUAUUCAACGCGAUAGAAGCGUCGAGAGUACGAUAGAAUUCUCGUAGCGCAUGCAGUUGAUGAGAAAAAAAGAAUAGAGGGAAAUAUUGGAAGUGAGAAACAAAGCGCGUAUUGCUUACCCAUGACCGUUGUAAUCAUGACGAUCACCACCAGAGCGGUAGUCAUUUCCAUGUCCACCGCGGCCGCCGCCGCGAGAGCUGUAGCCACCACCGCCGUAAGACAUAGUGCUGUUGAUGGGUGUAGAAGUUUGUUGGUAGUUGUGUUGUUGUUGUUCGAAGUCGGGAGUAGUGAGGCAGAUAUGCACACAAGUCCAGUCAAGUACAGCGCGCGAUCGGAAGUAUUAAGCAGCAGGGCAAUCGAGUUCAGAGCCUCUGUAAGCUGCGACGAAGGUAUACAGGACUGCGGCCUGGGAAAAUGAGCGGGGUGCGAGACACGAGAUAGAGUGCUCGAUGGGAGAUGGUGAGAUGGUAG